This is a messenger RNA of Penicillium canariense, 1575 nucleotides long. RefSeq names its product putative GABA permease. Gene Ontology annotation, molecular function: transmembrane transporter activity. The transcript has a single exon. The coding region runs from base 1 to 1575 and encodes 524 amino acids. Gene Ontology annotation, biological process: transmembrane transport. Lineage: Eukaryota; Fungi; Ascomycota; Eurotiomycetes; Eurotiales; Aspergillaceae. The record is from RefSeq and is a predicted model, not a curated record. Gene Ontology annotation, cellular component: membrane.
AUGCGGCAGCCUUCCGCCGACGCCGCCGCCGACGAGGCAUUGGCGCGCAUGGGCUAUAAGAGCGAGCUACCUCGCAAUUUGUCCAUGCUGAGCAUCCUAGGCCUGUCGUUUGCCAUCAUGGCAGCGCCCUAUGGCCUUAGCACCACGCUCUACAUCACCCUGGUCGACGGCCUCUCCGUCACCAUCAUCUGGGGCUGGGUGUUUGUCACGCUCAUUUCGAUCGCCAUUGCCGCCUCGCUUGCUGAGAUCUGCGCCGUCUACCCCACCGCGGGCGGAGUCUACUACUGGAGCGCGAUGCUCUCGACACGCCGCUGGGCGCCGCUCAUGUCCUUUAUUGACGGCUGGCUAACCCUUGUGGGUAACUGGACCGUCACGCUCAGUAUCAUCUUUGGCGGCGGACAGCUCAUCCUAAGCGCGAUCCAGCUUUGGAACGAGGACUUUGUCGCGAGCGCGUGGCAGACGGUGCUGAUGUUUUGGGCCGUCAUGCUGGUCUGCACGCUCGUCAACAUUUUCUGUUCACGUUACUUGGACCUCAUUAAUAAGAUUUGUAUCUUUUGGACGGCCGCCAGCGUCAUUAUUAUCUUGAUUGUGCUGCUAACGAUGGCGGACCACCUCAAUUCCGGCGAGUUCGUCUUCACCGAGUAUGAUUCUUCGCAGAGUGGAUGGCCUGCUGGCUGGGCCUUCUUUGUUGGCUUGCUGCAGGCGGCAUACACGCUCACGGGCUACGGCAUGGUCGCGGCUAUGUGCGAGGAGGUCCAGAACCCACAUCGCGAGGUCCCCAAGGCUAUUGUGCUGUCGGUGGUGGCGGCUGGCUUCACUGGCCUCCUAUUUCUGAUCCCCGUGCUGUUCGCGAUGCCCAAUGUUGAGAAGCUGCGCCAGGUGGCCAGCGGGCAGCCGAUCGGCACACUCUUCAAGGAGGUGACUGGCUCGGCGGGCGGUGGAUUCGCUCUGCUGUUCCUCAUUCUGGGCAUCAUGAUGUUCGCAGGCAUUGGCUCGCUGACCGCGGCCAGUCGCUGCACGUAUGCCUUCGCGCGUGAUGGUGCGAUUCCGGGCUUCCGGCUUUGGCGCCGUGUCAACAAGAAGCUGAAUGUCCCCGUGUGGGCUAUCAUCCUGUCUGCUGGCGUGGACUGCCUGCUCGGCCUGAUCUAUUUCGGGUCCACCGCGGCCUUCAACUCGUUCACCGGCGUGGCCACGAUAUGUCUCUCCACUUCAUACGGCCUGCCCAUCUUUAUCUCCCUCCUCCGCGGCCGCGAGGAUGUCAAGCGCUCGAGCUUCUCUCUGGGCGCCGCGGGAUGGAUCAUUAACUCCAUCACAGUCGCGUGGAUUGUGCUGUCCGUCGUGCUCUUCUGCAUGCCGUAUGCCCUGCCGGUCGACCCCACGUCCAUGAACUACGCCAGCGUGGUGUUCGCCGGGUUUGCGACCAUCAGCAUUGUCUGGUACUUUGCGUACGCGCGCAAGCACUUCACUGGCCCGCCCGUCAGCAAGGAAGAGGUGGCUGCUGCGGCAGGCGUCAUGACGGGCUCUGCAUUGGACGUGGAGACUGUGCUGGAGGAGAAGAAAGUGUCCAGCGAAUAA